Durio zibethinus is the source of this 705-nucleotide messenger RNA. NCBI's taxonomy places the organism in Eukaryota, Viridiplantae, Streptophyta, Magnoliopsida, Malvales, Malvaceae. The record is from RefSeq and is a predicted model, not a curated record.
AUGUUUUGGAACGGAUUUUUGCAGUCAGCCAAAAUGAAUUGUAAAGAAGAAUACAUAGAAGUGGAUUUCAGCAAUGUAAAGUGUGCAAAAGAUCAUCUAGCUAUCUCAGAGUGCACUGCACGCAUAAACGAACCACACAUCCUGGAGCCUGAAUGCCCUUCUGACGUUAUCGCACCGAAUAGUUUGGACAACAAUCGGAAAUAUUUCCUAGAAACACAUGAAGACCACCGGCUUUCGCCCGCUGAAUUCCCUCAAUUUGGAUGUCGAGUAAAUCUCUUCCACUUGCUUUCUCUCGGAGCAUUAAUUUAUGACUACAAUUGUUAUCUUUGCAAGGUUUGGGCAAAUGAUAUCAUUGUCCAGAAAGCACUCCAUGUCAGAAAGGGAACAGUAAGAGAAUGGGUAAGAUGUAACAACAGCUUGCUUUGUGACAAAGAUAUUGAGAGUGCUGUUGGCUAUCAUCUAUAUCUCAAUACAAAAGAUCACAGGGCUCUAAUAUACAGGUUUUUUGCUACCAUACUUUGUCCUCUUUUUUCCCCCCUCUUUAUGCAAGCAAAGCAAAGGCAGACUAUAAAUUUCUUUAAAGCGGUGAUGUCAUGUUUCACAAGUGGGACUGAAUCAUGGACUAAGUCGCUGGAUUUCUCUAUUGUUGUUGAUUGGAGGCCUUGGUUUGUUGAGGGUCAAGUUGCAAGAUACUCAAGAGUAUAG